Messenger RNA from Prorocentrum cordatum, 948 nucleotides. The record is from the annotation of a GenBank genome assembly. Lineage: Eukaryota; Dinophyceae; Prorocentrales; Prorocentraceae.
AUGCCUCGCGCCAUGUGCGCGUUCUGCGACCGGCCCUGCUCGGUGUGCCUGUGCGCGGAGUUGCCGCAGCGGGAGGAGGGCCUGCUGCGGUGCCCCAUGCGGGUGGUGCUCCUGCAGCACCCGCAGGAGAGACGUCAGAAGCACCAGAGCGACCUGUUCCUGCUGAGGACGCUCUCCGACGUCAGCGUCGUGGUGGGCAGGAGAGGAGAGAGUGGAGCUGGACCUCUCCAGGGCUGUGCUGCUGUGGCCCGCGGACGACGCCAUCCAAGACCUGCGGAACCUCUGGGAGCCCGGUGCCAGCCCGGAGACCUCCUCGCCCAUGCCGCGCUUGAGAUUCGACACGAUCGUCGCUCUGGACGCCACGUGGCAGUACGCCCGGGAAAUGUCGAGAGGCUGCGCGGUCUGGCGGACUCGCCUCUUUGCAGAAGGUCAGUGGCGCACGCGCGGUGCAGCUCACCGGCCAGACGGGGAGAGAUCUGCCCAGGCCGGGGUUCCUGGUGCGCAAGCCCGAGCGCCUGCCAGGGGACGUUCAAGGCUACUGCACCGCCGAGGCGGUGGCGCUGUUCUUGGACCAGGUGGAGAGCUCAGGGCCCCAAGCGGCGCCACCUCCGCCGCACGGCAGACAGCCUGAGCAGGACUGACACCAGCUCAAUCAUGCGUAAGCUGCGUAUUCAGGAGCCCUUGGUCUGCGCUGGAGGGCCUGGAUGCGACGAGUCUGCGGAGCAAACAGUACUACCGCCUCUGUCACCAGGCUCGGUCGGCACCUACAAGGGCGGGCGUUUCUACGAGGCGGUCAUGAGGCCCCUGCGCCUGUACGUGAGGCUGCAGCUCGGGCACGCCCAGCAGGUGCGGCACCGUGUCGACAGGCCGGGGUACGACCCGGGGAUGAUCGCCGACUUCGCGGCCGGGGGGCGCCCUGGCCAGGCGGGCAGCCCCGACGGCGGGUGA